GUCAGCGGGCUGGUGUCGGCCUCCGGCCUGAGGGGGGAGUCAGCGGGAGCGGGAUUCUCUGAGCAGCCGUGUGAGCGGGAAGUGUGACCGGAGCGGAAUGGCGGCGCUGAGAGCGGCUGUCGGGGCGGCGAGGAAGGGUAUAGGGAGCGUUCCCUUCCCUGCCGUUGCUGUUUUACCCGAGCGGCCACUGUAUCUGAGUACUGAGAGGAUUGUUCGGAAGCACUGGGUGCACUUGGCCUCUGGUAAGCUGAGCGUCCCGGCCAUGGGGAGGAGUGACGGCAGUUACCGGGUGACGAUGAUUCCGGGCGAUGGUGUGGGACCAGAACUGAUGCACAUCGUUAAAGAGGUGUUCAAGGCGGCAGAGGUACCGGUAGUGUUUGAUGAGCACCACGUCAGUGAGGUACAGAAUUUAGCCUCAGAACAGAAGCUGGAACAAGUUCUUGACUCCAUGAAGACCAACAGGGUGGCCAUUAAAGGGAAGAUACACACACCAAUGGAAUACAAGGGGGAGCUUUCGUCCUACGAGAUGAAGCUGAGGAAGAAGCUGGACCUCUUCGCUAACGUGGUGCACGUGAAGAGUUUGCCCGGAUUCCCAACACGACACAACAACCUGGACUUAGUUAUCAUCCGUGAGCAGACUGAGGGCGAGUAUAGCUCGCUGGAGCACCAGAGUGUUCAGGGCGUUAUUGAGUGUCUGAAGAUCAUCACCAGGGACAAGUCGCGUCGUAUCGCCAAGUUUGCCUUCGACUUCGCCACCAAGAACGGGCGCCGCAAAGUCACAGCCGUGCACAAAGCCAACAUCAUGAAGCUGGCUGACGGUCUGUUUCUGCAGUGCUGUGAGGAAAUAGCCCAGCUUUACCCCAACAUCCAGUACGAGUCAGUUAUCAUUGACAACUGCUGUAUGCAGCUGGUGUCUGACCCGUACCAGUUCGACGUGUUAGUGAUGCCGAAUCUCUAUGGAAACAUCAUCGACAACCUUGCAGCAGGCCUGGUGGGUGGUGCUGGCGUGGUGCCAGGGGAAAGCUUCAGUUCUGAGUAUGCCGUUUUCGAAACGGGAGCUCGCCACCCAUUCUCUCAGGCCAUGGGCCGGAACAUCGCUAACCCCACCGCCAUGUUACUGAGCGCCGCCAACAUGCUGAAACACCUGAACCUGGAUUUCCACUCCAACCUGGUCGCCGAGGCCGUGAAGAAGGUGAUCAAACAGGGCAAGGUGCGGACCCGGGACAUGGGCGGUUACAGCACCACCAGUGACUUCCUGAAGAACGUCAUCGAGAGCCUGUACCCUCCUCGCCUUCGCUAGUGCUGUGCCACACCGUCAGGGCAGGGGCUGCCCGCCUUCUCGAGCCCCACCUCAGUUCCUCUGGGGGUGGCCCAGGGGCCAUGUUAAACAUCCCACUGGGUGCUGGCCAUUUUGGAUUAGAGAUGGGGGCAUCGAAGAGGGAAGACAUGUGGUGCCUGCAUGACCACUUCCUCCUACUAAUUGCGCCCCAGAGCCAGGACCCAGCAGACUAGCCCUCCUUCUGGGAAUGCAAACGCAAAAUGCUGCUGGUGCCGGAGGCGUGUUGACAAUAACCACCUCCCUCCGGUCAGACCUGAUCUCCUUUGUCCUUUUUUAACAAAUUAAACAGAAUCAUAAGACUGAGAUUAUUUGAAGGGAUGGUGGUGUGAUCACUGAACUCAAGUAUGAUCCCUAAGGGAAUGUCUAUUGGUGGGUCCUCAGGCGGCUGUGUCUUUCGAUCAGCCUCUCCUUUCGCGGCUGUUUUACAGCAGAUUGGUCCCUCUUGCAGAUUUCCUCCACGUCCAUCUGUUGAGAUCUUUUUGAGUUUUUAGAUGAAGGGAGGCAUCUAAAAACCACUGGUGUGGUAUGAGAAAGAGUCCAAUCAAUGGACCAUCUGUUACACUCUCUGAAAAAUCCUGACUCUUGCAUGGAGAUGGAAAAUUUAAUUGGGCUGCAGCUCCAGCAUGAACUGACAAUCCAGGGUGUGUUUAGUGUGGAGGGAGCAGGGAAAAUGUGUCCUAUCCUGUGACGUUCUGUCAAAGGAAGGUCUAUCUAAGUGUGGAGACCAACACCGAUCAUAGAACAGUACAGGCCCUUCGGCCCACAAUAUUGUGCCAACCCUUAAACCUUGCCUCCCAUAUAACCCCCCCACCUUAAAUUUCUCCAUAUACCUGUCUAGUAGUCUCUUAAACUUCACUAGUGUAUCUGCCUCCACCACUGACUCAGGCAGUGCAUUCCACGCACCAACCACUCUCUGAGUAAAAAAACCUUCCUCUAAUAUCCCCCUUGAACUUCCCACCCCUUACCUUAAAGCCAUGUCCUCUUGUAUUGAGCAGUGGUGCCCUGGGGAAGAGGCGCUGGCUAUCCACUCUAUCUAUUCCUCUUAAUAUCUUGUAUACCUCUAUCAUGUCUCCUCUCAUCCUCCUUCUCUCCAAAGAGUAAAGCCCUAGCUCCCUUAAUCUCAUACUCUCUAGACCAGGCAGCAUCCUGGUAAAUCUCCUCUGUACCCUUUCCAAUGCUUCCACAUCCUUCCUAUAGUGAGGCGACAGAACUGGACACAGUGCUCCAAGUGUGGCCUCACCAGUUUUAUAGAGCUGCAAACAACAGGAAUUCUGCAGAUGCUGGAAAUUCAAGCAACACACAUCAAAGUUGCUGGUGAACGCAGCAGGCCAGGCAGCAUCUGUAGGAAGAGGUACAGUCGAUGUUUCAGGCCGAGACCCUUCGUCACGACUAACUGAAGGAAGAGUAAGAGAUUUGAAAGUGGGAG
Mobula hypostoma (lesser devil ray) is the source of this 2765-nucleotide messenger RNA. RefSeq names its product isocitrate dehydrogenase (NAD(+)) 3 non-catalytic subunit beta (gene idh3b). The record is from RefSeq and is a predicted model, not a curated record. Gene Ontology annotation, biological process: isocitrate metabolic process; tricarboxylic acid cycle. Lineage: Eukaryota; Metazoa; Chordata; Chondrichthyes; Myliobatiformes; Myliobatidae. Gene Ontology annotation, molecular function: oxidoreductase activity, acting on the CH-OH group of donors, NAD or NADP as acceptor; NAD binding; magnesium ion binding. Gene Ontology annotation, cellular component: mitochondrion. The transcript is spliced from 12 exons. Bases 98 to 1300 code for a protein of 400 amino acids.